Messenger RNA from Carica papaya (papaya), 1275 nucleotides. NCBI's taxonomy places the organism in Eukaryota, Viridiplantae, Streptophyta, Magnoliopsida, Brassicales, Caricaceae. The record is from RefSeq and is a predicted model, not a curated record.
CUUUUCUAGUUUUUCUCUGUAUUUUAUACUUCUCAAGACUUGUGCUUUUCAUCUUAUCUUUUCUGGGUUGUCGUGCCAAGUUUUCAGGCGCUAGUCCCGUUGCACAACCUUAUAACUUCUUAGAUUUAACUCUUGCAUAGAUGUGAUGAACUUGGAAGCAACCCCCUUGUUUGUAAUCUUAUAUGUAUCAAUGGAUUUAUGAUGCACAAGUUAUGGAGUGCCUUUCAACUCCCAAAUCGAUCGUGCAGAGUUAUCAUGGAACCACCCUCCCGAUGGCUUUACAUCAUUGGCGAAAGAUCGUUACUUUUUGGUCUUGUUUUCCUUCAUUCAGUUUUCCAUGUGAGAUGGGUGACAAGGCCAAUGGAAGUGAAGUUGAAGAAGUUCAGCGACCAGCUCCUCGCCUCAAUGAAAGAAUCCUUUCAUCUUUGUCUAGGAGAUCUGUUGCUGCACAUCCUUGGCAUGACCUUGAAAUUGGACCUGGCGCUCCACAGAUCUUCAAUGUUGUAGUUGAGAUAACAAAGGGAAGUAAGGUUAAAUAUGAACUUGACAAGAAAACAGGACUUAUCAAGGUUGAUCGAGUUUUAUACUCUUCGGUGGUUUAUCCUCACAACUAUGGUUUCAUCCCACGCACACUGUGUGAAGAUAAUGAUCCCUUGGAUGUUUUAGUUAUCAUGCAGGAGCCAGUUCUUCCUGGAUGUUUUCUGCGAGCCAGGGCCAUUGGACUGAUGCCCAUGAUUGAUCAGGGAGAGAAAGAUGACAAGAUCAUUGCCGUUUGUGCUGAUGAUCCGGAGUACAAGCACUAUACUGACAUCAAAGAUCUACCCCCGCAUCGUCUUUCUGAGAUCCGUCGAUUCUUUGAAGACUAUAAGAAAAAUGAGAACAAGGAGGUGGCUGUUAAUGACUUUUUACCUUCAAUGACUGCAGUUGAAGCCAUUCAAUACUCGAUGGACCUUUAUGCAGAAUACAUUCUACACACCCUGCGGCGAUAGACACACCGGUGAUGGUCCAAUGAUAUUUUAACCUCAAGCAAAAGGAUUUGGAAUAAGUUGUCUUUGAUGUGAAAAUUUACUUUUGUUAAUUUAUGAAACCUUGAUGAUCAUUAACGCACUUGGUAUUCUCAACAAACUUUUUGGAUUGAUGCCUGUUGAUGAUCAUUAGCACUUGAUCAUUAGCACUUGGUAUUAUUCUCAACAAACUUUUUGGAUUGAUGCCUGUUGAUGUUUAAGAAAAACUCUAAGCUGAGAUAUAAUGAAUAUUCUUUCACCAGAUAAUCAA